AAAAUAAUCAAUGGAACUAUUCUUUGCUGGAUGUGUACAUAUCGGGCUCUUAACGAGGUUGAACUGGCUGUCACAUUGAGGGUCAUGCUGAAACGGUUCUGUAAUGUCCAGUUUUACUAAAUCUGCUCAGCAAUGGGCCUCCUUUGCCAGAUCUUGGUUUUUGAUAGACGCCAGAAUGCAGCCACCAGGAAAGAUUGCGACCAUGUGUUCAGUUAGACUGCAAGGGAAACACAAACCUAUCUACCAUGCACUAAGUGACUGUGGGGAUCACGUAGUCAUCAUGAACACCAGGCACAUUGCAUUCUCUGGGAACAAAUGGGAACAGAAGGUGUACUCCUCUCACACAGGAUUCCCAGGUGGAUUCAAGCAAGUCACAGCAGCCCAGCUUCACCAUAAGGACCCCACAGCGAUCAUCAAACUGGCCGUCUAUGGGAUGCUCCCCAGAAAUCUGCACAGGAGGACGAUGAUGCAGAGGUUGCACCUCUUUCCAGAUGAUGUGCUUCCAGACGACGUCCUGCAGAACCUGACCGAAGAGCUCCCUCAGCCCAGGGCUGUUCCCCGGAAACUGAGCGAAUAUACCCAGGAGGAGCGCGACGCCUUCCCCAUGUUAUGGACUCCGCCAGAAGACUACAGGAUGAAGUGACCAGCCAAGCUGACCAUGGUGACUUCAGACUCCCGCAUCUCCACGCAGUGUGCUAGCCUCCUAAUCAAAUCCUCCUUUUUCCAAGGCAGGAUUGCACAUUUUUCACAAGAUGUUUCCAUGCUGUUCAAAUGUCAAAUAAAAUAAACCACCCGUUUUUUCAA
Messenger RNA from Anguilla anguilla (European eel), 804 nucleotides. RefSeq names its product mitochondrial ribosomal protein L13 (gene mrpl13). Gene Ontology annotation, molecular function: structural constituent of ribosome; mRNA binding. Lineage: Eukaryota; Metazoa; Chordata; Actinopteri; Anguilliformes; Anguillidae. The transcript has 7 exons. The coding region runs from base 104 to 643 and encodes 179 amino acids. Gene Ontology annotation, cellular component: ribosome; mitochondrial large ribosomal subunit. Gene Ontology annotation, biological process: negative regulation of translation; translation. The record is from RefSeq and is a predicted model, not a curated record.